AAGACAAGCCCACUGGUCUUUCAACAUUCUGCGGCGUUUUCGGUCCAGUCUCGGUCGGGGGAAAGACCGAGACCUUUCUUAACAGGAGGUAGAGUUCGCUGUGCUUCAACUCUGCUGCAAUGUUAACACUGAUCUGAAACUACAGAUCUGCUGGCUCUGAUACAUGACAGCGCACACCAGCCAUGGAGUUUAAUAAAUUGGUGACCUUGUGGAUAUUUUGCUUGUGUCUCGUUGGAGAAAGUUGGACUGAAAAACCAAGUUCACCUACACCGGAAAGUCAGAUUGUUGAAAAUGGGGUGUCAGAUUUGUGUCGCAUCGAUGAGCCACUAUGCAAGGAUGAGAAUGGAAUUCUCAGUUAUGAGGCUAUCCGUAGUAUCCACAAGCAGAUGGAUGAUGACGCAAACGGCAAUGUAGACGUGGCAGAGACAGACGGCUUUCUGAGAGAAGAUCUAAACUACCAUGACCCCAAGGCUAAGCAUAACACUUUCCACGGUGAUGACCAGUUCAUCAGUGUGGAGGACUUGUGGAAAGCCUGGAAGAGCUCUGAAGUGUAUAAUUGGACUGUGGAUGAGGUGGUGGAAUGGCUCAUCACCUAUGUGGAACUGCCACAAUAUGUGGAGGCCUUUCGCAAGAAGAAUUUUAAUGGAAGUGUCAUGCCAAGGCUCGCUGUGAAGAACACCACUCUGACACUCUCUAUUCUGAAGAUUCUGGAUCGCAGCCAUGUGCAAAAGUUGCAGCUCAAGUCUUUGGACACUGUACUGUUUGGAGCACCCCUAAUGAAUAGACAUAACCACUUGAAGGACUUCAUGCUGGUAGUGUCGAUAGUCAUAGGCAUGGGUGGCUGCUGGUUUGCCUAUAUCCAGAAUCGCUACUCUAAGGACCACAUGAAGAAGAUGAUGAAAGACCUGGAGGGCCUGCAGAGAGCUGAACAGAGUCUGCAUGACCUACAACAGAAGCUGCAGAUCGCCCAGGAGGAGCACCGUACAGUAGAAGUGGAGAAGGUGAACCUGGAGCAAAAGAUGAGGGAUGAGAUCGAUGCAGCCAAGCAGGAGGCCCAACGUCUGAGGGAACUGCGUGAGGGCACAGAGAAUGAACUGAGUCGCCAGAAAUAUGCUGAAGAAGAGCUAGAUCAGGUGCGCAUGGCUUUGAAGAAAGCAGAGAAGGAGUUAGAGUCACGCAGUAGCUGGUCACCGCCAGAGUCUCUCCAGAAGUGGCUGCAGCUCACCCAUGAGGUGGAAAUGCAGUACUACAACAUCAAGAAGCAAAAUGCUGAACGGCAGCUCCUUGUGGCCAAAGAAGGGGCAGAGAAGAUAAAGAAAAAGAGGAACACUCUCUUUGGGACUUUCCAUGUGGCUCACAGCUCCUCUCUGGAUGACGUGGACCACAAAAUACUGGCAGCAAAACAAGGCCUGGGUGAGGUGACGGCUGCUCUGCGGGAGAGGCUUCAUCGUUGGCAGCAGAUAGAGAUCCUCACAGGUUUUACCAUCGUUAAUAACCCAGGCCUUCCUUCUCUCACCUCAUCCCUCAACCUUGAUCCCAGCUUCAUGGGUGGCAGAGCUACACCUCAGCACUUCAUCAUGUCUGAGGACAUGGACGACUUGGAUGAGGAUUUCGUGCCUGGAACUCUGCAAUAUGGCACCCGACUGCUGGAACGGCGAGCCAGCGACCUGUGGUCCAUCAGUUCAGACUCUCAGCACAUGUGGAAAUAUCCUGCUCCCAGUAUGAUGUCCCUGCGCCAACGCCACAUUGACCCCCAGCUGGCCAUGGGCUCCCAGAGAGACCUAAAUCGCUCUGACUCUGACUCCUCCCUGUCCCUCUCCCAAGUUGGUGAUCGGCUAUCUGCCUACAGCUCCAAAGGCCACCUAAUCAAGCCCACCUCUCUCAUGCACGGCAUAUCUGGACGUGGAGAUGACACGGUCUCUCUGCAUGCUCACACCCCCAACGGAGGGAACCGCAUUCAUGAGGUCAGUCCUGCAGAGCCUGUCCCUGACAGCCCCAUACUAAUGAAGAAGGUGUACGGCAUAGAGCAGUCUCCCAGCCUGGGAGAGAUCAACAGUCUGUCAGAGUCGUCCCGCUCCUUCAGCCCCAACUCCACCGAACCUGACACACCGUCGCCUACAGGAGGGCAACCAGGGACAGCGGGGGCAAAGGGCAACAGCCGCAUCCCACAGCUGUCUUCCAAGAAGAGCCCGCUGGAGGAGGACAGCGGCUCUACAGGAGAAGACACAGAUUCCACUGCCAGCCGCAAGAAACACACCUUCAAGAUCUUCAAGAAACAGAAGAAAUAAGGGCUACAUGAACUACAGGCUAGCAAAGCUGUUUGACUGUAUUCCUCUGGUCUGUUUUUGGAAAAAAAAAAAAAACGUUUCAAUGUUUUAUGGGUUCAUUAAUGGUCAAAUGAUGGCACAAUUUGUUGCCGUUGCAUCUUUUUGUAGGUACAUCACCUACUCUAGGUAACUGUGGGAGCAACCAGCUGUUCAGUUUUAUCUGCUUAUUUGGUUGGUAUGUUAAAUAUGUGGGGAACGGGUAGGUUUGUAUAUUGGAUUGUAAAGUAUUAUUUAUUCAGCAGGAAUUUGUGCCAGUCUCGAAGGCAAAUGUGUUUCCCAGUUUUUUUCUUUCUUGUUCUACAAUCUAUAACAUUUAGCAUGUCUUCACUUUUGUUUGUCUGAUACUCGAAUGCUCUUAGUGUUUGCUUGGUUCUUGUCGUUUAAACUUCUUAGACAACACUUGAUGUUUCUUUUAUUACUACCUAACCACCUAGCCUACAAAUCCAAAGUGAAUGCGCACUCACUGAGUACUUUUUUUUUUUAUAUUUUUUUAUUGAUGGUUACAUGUUUUUCUGUCUUUUUUGUUUUCUUCUUGGCAGAGCAAAUGACACAUUCAGAAGAUCCUCAAACAGAGGAGUAGAACUAGAAGGCUCGGAGUUCCAUUUAGUAUUAGCCACUCAAAUUUCACUUUUGUCUGUUUUAAAAAAAAUAAAAAUAAAUUUAAAAAAAAAGUGUUAAGUGCCAUUGAGCACAGCAAUAGUACUUGGUGUGGUUUUAAAAGAAUAUAGAUUUAAAAUGCUCUAAUAUUUUGCAAACUUGGAUCUCAUCCAAAGGAGAGUUGAACAAGCAGUAAAUCUCUCUGUAAUAAGUUACAAAAGGACCAUCAAAUUGCAGCAUUAGACCUUUUGCUUUGGUUUUAGUGUUUAGUUGUUGGGUGCAUGAGAGAGUGAGAGAGAAGUGCUUUGCUCAAAAGUCCAGCUUUUAAACGAUGCCAAAACGUUGAACCACGUAUUAAUAUUUGGAUUAACCCAUAUCCUCACUGGAGGAGGACGUGAUUAAUCAUUUUUACUCAACCAAUACAAUAAAGUAAACUUUUCUUUUUUAAGAUUGUCCUCUUGAAAUGUAAAUGGGAAUCAACAUUUCCCACUAAAUGUUAAUUUAAUGAACAGGGUGCGAGUAACUUGAAUUUUUGCUCCGGCUGUUUUAUGUUUGUUUUAGUGACUAUUUAGGUGGACGAUGAAAACUUCACAGCAAUUUGUCCGUGUGAGAUGGGUGCUGGUAAGGGCUAUUUACAAGGCAAACAUCAUUUGCUCUGUGCAAGAUAUAAAUGUUCAAGUUGUAACCACUUUGUAAAUCACCUUUUAUGGAAGAUUUCUCUCAAGUUAUGGAAGACCAAUCGCGGUUCAAGUGCCAAAUCGCUAUUUCUGUCAGAGGCCUUUGUAUUUGUAGUGUUUUUGGCCUUGAAAGCCCCUUUUACACAGAACACAAAACCACAUAUACACAGUGUGUUAUGUAUAUCCUGAGCUUAAAUGCCGAAUGUCCAAGGGUAUUGUUUCUGUAACGGUAUCGUCAGUACAGUAUGUUUACACUUGCUACAGAUAAUUACUAUUCUCCGAUUACCACAUCAAAGAACGUUGUGCCAGUUUUAAUACCAACAGCUUCAUAUGAGCACAAAACUAUGCAUCCGUAGUUGUAGGUGAUUGCUAAAGUAGUAAGGACGCCAGUACACGUAGGGUGUUCCUGACCAAUGAGCAACCAAAAAGUGCUGCAAAAGACACAGUCGGCCUCCCCCAGCCUCAUAAUGUAACAGGUGGUUUGGAUGUAAAAGACACGUUUGAAUAUUUUAUUUUAGAAACCAGCUUUAAAAAAACAAUUUCCUACUGGUACUUUUUUAAAGCGUCAUUUGUACCUUUUUUUUUUUUUUGCACGACAGAGCUGUAAUGGAUUUUGCCAUCUGUAUGUAUGUGUGCGUGUGUGCGUCUGUCUGCUCCCAGUAUAAUGCAUUGUAAUGUUGAUGCAUGUCAACUGCUGUAACAAAACCUAUAUUGGGUUUAUAGAGUGGAUCAGCUUAAGCUCUGUACUCCCCAUCCCUACUUUUCUGUCCCUUUGUUUUGAGCUAAUAUUUCUAAACACAGUAUAUUUGUACAGAGAAAAUGAUAAUUUUGCAUCUUCUGUGACGGUCUAAACUUUUAUGGCACAACUGCAUGAUAGCAAUAAACUAUUUUGAAUGAAGAA
Perca fluviatilis (European perch) is the source of this 4502-nucleotide messenger RNA. RefSeq names its product stromal interaction molecule 1a (gene stim1a). The transcript is spliced from 14 exons. Gene Ontology annotation, molecular function: protein binding; calcium ion binding; calcium channel regulator activity. Gene Ontology annotation, cellular component: plasma membrane; endoplasmic reticulum. Gene Ontology annotation, biological process: activation of store-operated calcium channel activity; store-operated calcium entry; intracellular calcium ion homeostasis. The record is from RefSeq and is a predicted model, not a curated record. The coding region runs from base 183 to 2288 and encodes 701 amino acids. Lineage: Eukaryota; Metazoa; Chordata; Actinopteri; Perciformes; Percidae.